UCCGUUCAUUUUUAAGAAUUAGGUUCUAAGAAAUGUACUUUAUUUCUGAUGAAUGAUAAUCCAAUUGCGAAAAUAAGCUUCUUUAAUGAAAUCUGUAAUUUUUAUCAUUUGAAAUUUAUUCUUAAAAAUGGUAUUUGAAGCAGCUUGAUCGAGUGCUGCUUUACCUGAAGCUCAUUCAUGACUACAUUAAUUGCCGUUUGCUCUUCCCUUAAAUAAAAAUUGUAGUCGGACAUUUUGAUGCUACAUUACACAUUUUUUUCGGCUUUCUCGUAUCUUUUCUUUUGUAUCAAGAGAAAAGUCCGGAGUACCAAAAUUCCAUCACGUUUUCUGUUUUCAAGACAAUAAUUAUACAAAUUGCGCGCCGAUCUCUGAGUUCUUCUUAAGUCUAACUUACGGCCUAACUUAUCGGCCUUAAGCGCAAUCUGACGUAAGUUCUAACGUCAUGUUUAUAUCUAUCUUGGUCUAUAUAACCCAACUUACGGUCUGUCGUACAGCGUACGUCCCAUUACCUGACCAUUUGCUAAACUCCUAAGGUAUGGUUUAAUGACGAACGCAACUAACGUAUCGUCUGACGUAAGGUGGAUAUUUUGAGCCACGAUCUAUAAACUAUAAUUAAGGUUUGCCGUCUAUUGAUUAUUCGAUAUAUAAAAACAAGAUAAAAAUAGCAUUAUCAUCAUCAUUAUCAUCACCAUCGUAUGUUCUCUCUUAGCACCAUUAGUGGUCUCCGGGUGCUUAUGCAUUGCAUGAAUUGUCUUUAUUUCGUCAUUGUCCUCCUAAUCUGUUGGGGGUCCAUACCAAGUGUCUUCUUUAUCUUGUUCCAAACAUUCUUAGACGCAACAUCAUUAUAACUGGCUCUUUAACAAAGUGGCUGCCGCUCAUUAACAUAGCUUUUCUCUUCAACCAAAGGCAAAGUGAGCCAUGAAAAAAAUGAGCCAUGAAAUACUUUUAAAAGAGGAAAACAUACUUAGAAUAUAUAUACAAAAAAAAUCUUAGUAGGUUUCAUUGAAAAUCCACAGAGAUGAAUUGUUUUUAGAAUUACGAGAAACAUAUGAUUGGGCUAUGGCUUAUCCAUGGACUCAAAUUUCUCUGUACAAUUUUUCGUUUUGAAAAAUUUAUAUCUUUUCGAGUUUUAUUGGAACUUGGUAGGAGUUUACACAAGUGAAGUAUGGUUUUUGGUAAUGCGGGGGUAAUUUUGUGUGAGAUUGAAAACAUAUGCACUGAUGAGCGGCGGCCAUUUUGCCAAAGGGUCUUUUAGGGUCAUCAAUAUGAUCCUUUUUGCUAUUGUCAUAAUCAUUGCGGAGGAUUUGUAAAGUAGUCAAAUUUGUUUCCUAUAAAUAUAUAAAAGCAAAAAAUAUGUUUCCAUUGCUUUAUUGAAUUUUCUUUUGACUGAUUUAUAGUUAAAAAAGAUUGUACAUCCGGUCAAGUAAUGCGACAUAUAUGAGAAUCCUUCCAACUGUCCCAUGUAGCUUUUAGUUUAUUAGAUUCAAAUUAGACGUUCUAUCAGUUAGGUGCUAAUCCUCUUUUCGCAAGUAAUAUACUUCCAUGAAUAUUAACAACCAUCAUUGAGGUCAAACCUUUAAGAUGGCGUUGUCAUUGCGUCUUACGAUUAUUUUCCUAUAAUUACAAUCGACCGCAUAGAAAAUUGAGCAAAACUUAAUAACUCGCACUCUCAAUGCUUGAAUGUCAGCAGGACUCGAUCACAGGGAACCACAGAAUCAAUACAACAAAAAGUUAAUAAAAUUCUAAUUUGAAUGGAGACUUGACACGACGCUAAAUCAUUCUGGUUGAGACAAGUCAAGCAAAUAAUCUUAAAACCAGCUGCUUGAAAAACUCAGAAAAUUGAAAGCCUCACCAUGAACAGCUUCAACAAUACUACGAUGUACAGUGGUGUUUCUGAUGCACCUCCGGCUAUCCGGUACACGAGGCUGAUCUUAUACCCGGUGGUGUUCGCCAUAGGGCUGAUUGGUAACUCUAUUGUGUCUGCGUUGAUCUUAAAGAAAGGAAGAAAUUCAUCAGCUAAUGGUUACUUUAUUCUGAACUUAGCAUUAUCGGACUUGAUGGCUAUACUUCUGUAUUUACCAUUUGAUUUGGCUUACUUGGAACUAAAGUACGUUUGGCCUUUUGGAGCGUUUAUGUGUAAGUUUAUCAAUUCCUUGAAUAAACUGUCGGUAAUGGUCUCUGGACUGACCCUGUCGGCGAUCGGAGUGGAUCGAUAUAAAGCCAUUGUACACUCCCUAAAGGAGAGGCUGUCACGGCGACAGGCUUUUGUCAUGAUAGUUGUCAUAUGGAUCUUUGCCUCAGGCCUUCAACUUCCCUAUGUGUUUGCGCUAAAACUGGACCCUGGGGGCGAAUGUCGGAUUGAUUUGAGCUUUUGGGAAAACAACCUUCAGUUCCAAAUAACUUAUAUAUUUGGUGUGUUUACACCUGAAUUUGUAAUUCCUGCCAUUGCGUUGGGCUACUGCUAUAUCGCCAUUGCCCUUCACCUUGAGAGAACACACCAGAGAAACUCUAAAAAUGGACUCUUUCAAGAAUCUACCAUGACGAUCCGUGAACGUCAAAACCGUAAAACGACGCAAGUACUUACGGGUCUAGUCACUAUCUACACUAUCUGCGUCUUACCGCAUCAGAUUUGCGUGCUGAUGAUUACCUUCGAUAAGAGCUACCUUAAAUCUGAAAUCAUGCGACCUGCGUACGAGUUUACACGUUUUCUUUCCAUUACAAACUCAUGCCUUAACCCAAUUAUGUAUAGCGCCAUCAGCAAGUCGUUCCGUAAAGACAUUCGUAACUUUUUCCGUGGAAAGGCCAACGAGAAGUCGACCUCCAUGAGGUUCCUGAGAUCGACGCAUUCGAAAAGCCCCGAGAAGAAACAUAUUAAAGAUCCUGGAUCCUUCCAUGACAACACCAUGCAUUAUUAACAAUCCAUAUCUGACUCUGUUUGCAUGGGACUUCCUUGGAAAUUCCCCUACUUUGUCCAUUGACGUUUGCAUUGAAAUAUAUGUUAACUCGUCACACCGACAGGAAAAUUGACAGUCCGUCAUGUCCAGCAGUCGAGCUCUUGAAAUAGUGUACAAAUUUGAAGCUGAACUUAUUAUUCAUAUAUUCAAUUCAAUUGAACUACUUACUGAUGCCUUAAAAUACUCUUGAAUAAUUUAGGAGUACAUGACAGAAUGUCAGAUAAACAUGUAUGUUUCGUCUAUAGAUAAAGUACGUCAGGGCACCGUAUUAAGCAGUCAAUGUUAUUAUAGAAAUCACCUCAAUAAAACUGUAAUUGUGCAAUACUAAUAUAAUCGUGCAAAUUGUAGCAUUUCUUCCUAAAUCGCGGAUUAAGUCCUUAGUAUAUGGACUCGUUCAUCUAUCUAUUGGUCCAAUGAUUUACUGUACCAAGAUUCUAAUUCUGAUUUUUAUUUAUCAUUGCUUAAAUCACACUUACUACCUAAACUAUGACCACCUGAAUCAAGUAUAGUGUUAUUAGCCUCGAACAAACAACUCUUGCAAAAGGCAAAAAAUAA
Molecule: messenger RNA, 3509 nt
Organism: Exaiptasia diaphana
Lineage: Eukaryota; Metazoa; Cnidaria; Anthozoa; Actiniaria; Aiptasiidae
Product: galanin receptor type 1
Exons: 3
Coding region: 1854-2915 (353 amino acids)
Biological process (GO): G protein-coupled receptor signaling pathway
Cellular component (GO): membrane
Molecular function (GO): G protein-coupled receptor activity
Source: RefSeq, a predicted model, not a curated record